Messenger RNA from Vicia villosa (hairy vetch), 699 nucleotides. RefSeq lists its product as uncharacterized. The record is from RefSeq and is a predicted model, not a curated record. The coding region runs from base 1 to 699 and encodes 232 amino acids. Lineage: Eukaryota; Viridiplantae; Streptophyta; Magnoliopsida; Fabales; Fabaceae. The transcript has 4 exons.
AUGGUGACUUGCUACAACUUUGGUGAACCUGGACACAUCAGUACACGGUGUCAGAAGCCGAAGCAAGCUCAAUCCGAAGAGAAAGUGUUUUCUUGGUCAGGGACUCAAACUUCCAGUAAAGACAGGUUGGGCCUUGUUGUGUCCUUCAUGAAUAGAGAAAUGGUUAUCGAUACUCCAGCUAAGAGAUCGAAGACUACUUCUUUGUUUCAUGCUCCUAAUAAUGAAGAGGGAGCUGGUUUCUUAUCCGCUAGACAGAUGAAAGAGCUUUUGUUGGACCUGGAUCAGGUGUUUGUGUUGUUUGCAUAUUUAUCUACUGAAAGUCUAGCUGUAAUUGAUAAAUUUCUGGUAGUGCAUGAUUUUUCAGAUGUGUUUCCAGAUGAUGUUUCAGAUGUGCCGCCAGAGAUGUCAGCAUCAGAAUUAGCAGAGUUGAAAAAGAAAUUAGAGGAGUUUUUAGAAAAGAAAUUAUUAAGACCAAGUGUGUCACCUAGGGGAGCUCCGGCGUUGUUGGUAAAUAAGAAAGAUGGUAGUAUGAGGUGGUGUGUGGAUUAUCGACAACUGAAUAAAGUAACAAUCAAGAAUAAGUAUCUACUUCAAAGAAUAGAUGAUUUGAUGGACCAAUUCGCAGGUGCGCGUGUUUUCACCAAGAUUGACUUAAGGUCAGGUUACCAUCAUAUUCGGGUGAAAGAUGAGGAUAUUUAG